Polistes dominula (European paper wasp) is the source of this 850-nucleotide messenger RNA. RefSeq lists its product as uncharacterized. Gene Ontology annotation, cellular component: nucleolus. Gene Ontology annotation, molecular function: protein kinase inhibitor activity; protein kinase binding; double-stranded RNA binding. The record is from RefSeq and is a predicted model, not a curated record. Lineage: Eukaryota; Metazoa; Arthropoda; Insecta; Hymenoptera; Vespidae. Gene Ontology annotation, biological process: negative regulation of protein kinase activity.
CCUUUAAAAAAAGAAAAGAAUAGCACAGUAUCUGUGACAUCGUAUCACAACUUAUAUUAUUAUUUAUUGGUUAUAUUACUUAUAACAAUAUGAGUAAUAAAAAAGAAAAGGAAGAAGAGAAACCGAUAGUUGCUAAAACAGCUGUUGAUUUACAAAGAUUAAAAUUAAUGAAGUUAAUGAAAAAUCCAGACAAACCUAUUGUAUUACCAGAACGACCAAAACCAAAAAAUACACCAACGGUACCAGAAUUUGUAAGAAAUGUAAUGGGAAGUAGUGCUGGUGCAGGCAGUGGAGAGUUUCAUGUUUACAGACAUUUGCGUCGUAAAGAAUAUGCAAGACAAAAAUUUAUUCAAGAGAAAGGAUAUAAGGAACUUUUGGAUGCACAGUAUCAUGAAAAGUUGGAACAAAAUAAGAAACUAGCGGAGGAAGCAACAGCAAAAAAGCGUGCUAAGAGAUUGAAAAGAAAACAGAAGAUGAAAGGGAGGAAAAAGAUGAAAAUGAAUAAUACGAAAACCAACAGUAAGGAAAAUAAUAAAGAAGAUAGUAAUACAGAGGACAGUGAUUCAGAGGAUGAAAAUAAUGAUAAUGAAACACAGUCUGAUUCUAAUUGUGAUAAAGAAUCUACAAAUAACAUAAAUGGUACAGAAAUGAAACAGUCAAAGGAUAUCGAAGUUGAUGGAAAAGAAAAUAAUAAAGAUGAAUCUAAUGUUAUAUGUAAGGAUACUAUGAACGAUACAACUUCUACAGAAAUUAAACAAGAUCAAGAAAAUGAUACGACUAAUAUAUUAAAUGAAUCUACAAAGAAAGAAGUAAAUGAGGAUGAAUAAAAAGAAGAAAAAACAAUUGUAUG